This is a messenger RNA of Ceratotherium simum simum (southern white rhinoceros), 635 nucleotides long. It is a transcript of the gene SUMO3, whose product is annotated as small ubiquitin like modifier 3. NCBI's taxonomy places the organism in Eukaryota, Metazoa, Chordata, Mammalia, Perissodactyla, Rhinocerotidae. The record is from RefSeq and is a predicted model, not a curated record. Gene Ontology annotation, molecular function: protein binding.
UCCCGCGAGCAGUUGCGGCGGGAGAGCGGCGGGCCGAGAGCGUGACUCGCCGGCUCCGGCGCUGCCUGCUUCCCCCUCGCCGCCUCCCGCCGCCGCGCGCAGCCAUGUCCGAGGAGAAGCCCAAGGAGGGAGUGAAGACAGAGAACGACCACAUCAACCUGAAGGUGGCUGGGCAGGACGGCUCUGUGGUCCAGUUCAAAAUCAAGAGACACACCCCGCUGAGCAAGCUGAUGAAGGCCUACUGCGAGAGGCAGGGCUUGUCAAUGAGGCAGAUUAGAUUCAGGUUUGAUGGGCAACCAAUUAAUGAAACAGAUACCCCAGCACAGCUGGAGAUGGAGGAUGAAGACACCAUUGACGUGUUCCAGCAGCAGACGGGAGGCUCGAGGGAGACCAGCUGCCUCUCAGGGUGCGGCCUCUAGAGGGACCGUGCCCACCGUGUCGCCGUCCUUGCAUUGUCAUUGAAUAGUGAACACGUGACCACGCCAAUCACAGAGGAGUCUGCAGACACCCGAGGACAGUCACCCAAAGUACUUCCCUCUCUGACGUACUGCGAGUGCAGCUCCACUCUCCGCAGGGACGGAGCCACCACCAAAUAGGGCCAAUCUUGGUCGUCAUCUUCGUUUAGGCAAAAUGAA